AUGACAGACGGAAAGGACCCCUCAGUGUCUCUGUGCGAGGCCAUCGUAAAUGGCACGUUCCCGCAAUCAGAAGCCCUCCUGACCUCCGACCUCUCCUCCGAAACCAUUCCACAGCUGCUCCGUCAGAUUUCGGAGACUCGGCGGCAGAUCAGUGAGGAGAUCAGAGAUGCCAGCAAAGAUGAUUCUGGCGACGUGGGUCAAUGGAUUGUGCAAGCCCGGAAGGUCCAGGAGGACAUUGCAAGAUGCAAACUUGAGUCUAAACGCAUCGUCGAGGAGCAUCAGCAGCUCCAGGGCCUGAGGGACCAGGCUAUAGACUACCAGCGGAACGUGGUGCUCCUCGAAUCGGAAAUUGAGUUUACCGAAACUUUGAGAAGAGAAUUACGAAGUGUCUCUCUAGCAACACAGUCCUUGAGAGAGGUUGAAGAUGAUCUGAAGAAGCAAGAUCCAUGCGCAGCUGCCACGAAAUUGUGCGAGCUGAAUAAUACAACCGCAAGCAUAUUGAGAUCGCGUACUUCGACUCUCCUUCGAGACCUCAGGGAUGAGUUGUGUCUCAAAACCCGCGUCCAACUUGAAGCCAAAUUAUACAACCAGAUCACGGUGCGCAGAGAACAACAAAAGGCGAGCGUCGAGGUCCUACCAACCGAGCUUGAGGCGAACGCAAUCAACUCCGGUACCUUUAUACAUGCGUUGAACCAGCUAGGCAACUCACAAGAGUCCCUCGAGCUAUUAAUAGACAAGCUCAGAGCCUGUGUGCUUCAACCUCUCCGACAGUCCUCCCGAUUCAAAUUCGCCGCUUACGACGUGUCACAGCAUAGCGUCUGCAUUGAACUCGACAGAGAUGGCGCGCCGCUCGACUUGGUGGUUCAAUUUGUCCUCGACUUCAUCCGAUUCUUGCAUUCGUCACUGUCCAAGACGAUACAAUCUGUGACGGCCAAAGCCCUCUUACCUGAGUUGAUGACGAUUUUGGUAAACGAUUGGCUCAAUCCAGGUCUACCUACAGAUCUAUCGACUCUUGAUGGACUUGAUACAAUGCAACAGCAAGUGAGCCGGAUUUUGGAAGAAUUGAAAUCUCUUGGUUGGGAGGGGCAAACUCAGCUUGAGGAAUGGAACGACGACAUCCACCGGGCCUGGUUGAACAAGCGGAAGGCGGCGACCCUGGACGCAGUUCGAAACGCUUUCGCGUCGUCGAAAGGAGCUCUUCGGCAAGUGGAAAGGGUUGAAAGGCAGGUCAUAACAACCGCACGGGAAGAACCGAGUCAAAUCGAGGGUGAUGCAAAUGACUGGGAUGCAAGCUGGGGGGACGAAAAUAAAGAGGCCACAAAUAAAACGGACUCAACAAAGGGUGAAGACGAAGAAGAAGUUAGUGGCUGGGGAUUCGAUGAAGACGAGGAUGAAACCAACCACGACACUACUCAGACAGACCAAACACGCGGCGCUGACACGGAAACCCUAACAAGUCCUGAUGAAGAGGAAGAAGUGGAAGAAGCUUGGGGGUGGACUGACGACAGUCCGCGGGAGAAACGACACGAGUCAACGAGUGAAGCCCCUCCAACCCGUUUCAACGGGUCGAAGCAAGCAGAGGAAGUCGAGCAGGAAGUCACACUGACCGAAGUCUACAGCAUCACCGAGAUCCCAGACCACAUAAUCGAGGUCAUCGGGAGGGACUUGUCGGAUGCGGAAGCCAUCCAGCACGGGACCAAGCACAAGAGUCUGGAAUCGUCGGCGGCAUCGCGAGGCUUGCUGGCGCUGCCUACGCUGGCACUUGCCAUGUUCAGGGCCACGGCGCCAAGCUACUACGGCGCCUCGCCGACCUUGACAGAGAUUCACCGAUACAACGACUCGAUGUACAUUGCGGAGAGGCUUCGCGAACUGACGAGCAACGGCAUGCCACACGUCGAGGCGGACAUCAAGGCGAUGGAGAGGUUCGGGCGGCUAGCCUAUUCCAAGGAGAUGGAGACGCAGCGCCUCAUCAUUUGGGAUCUACUCGAGGGUGCGCAGGGGUUCGUGUCGUGUACUCAGCCCCCUUAUGCCCAGGAGAUCGAGAACGCCGUGUCUGCCGUCGUCGAUCGUAUCCGCACGCUCUACCGCGAUUGGAAGCCGGUCCUGUCGACCUCGGCGCUCAUGCAGAGCCUUGGGUCUCUGCUCACCAUGGUCAUCGCCAAGAUCAUUUCUUCCAUCGAGGACAUGGACGACAUCUCCGAGCCCGAGUCUCAGCGCCUGACCGCGUUGUGCCAGCAGAUCGCAUCUCUCGACGACCUGUUUCUCUCCACCCCGCCCAUCGCCAGCCGGCGUGACCCAUCACAGGGACCGCACGAGCCUGACCUCGACCUCGACUCUGAGCCGGGACCUCCUCAGGAGCCGGUGCCCAUGACCGCCGUCUACGUCGCCAACUGGCUGCGCUUCCAGUAUUUGAUCAACAUCCUCGAGAGCUCGCUCGUCGACAUCAAGUACCUAUGGACCGAGGGCGAGCUGAGUCUCGAGUUCAGCGACGACGAGGUCGUCGACCUGAUCAAGGCCCUGUUUGCCGAGAGCACCCACAGAAGGAGUGCCAUUGCGGCUAUUAGAGGCUCGAGGCAGUCACGGUAG
Capronia epimyces CBS 606.96 is the source of this 2586-nucleotide messenger RNA. RefSeq lists its product as uncharacterized. The record is from RefSeq and is a predicted model, not a curated record. The transcript has a single exon. The coding region runs from base 1 to 2586 and encodes 861 amino acids. Gene Ontology annotation, biological process: endoplasmic reticulum to Golgi vesicle-mediated transport; mitotic spindle assembly checkpoint signaling. NCBI's taxonomy places the organism in Eukaryota, Fungi, Ascomycota, Eurotiomycetes, Chaetothyriales, Herpotrichiellaceae. Gene Ontology annotation, cellular component: RZZ complex.